AUGGGCGACGGCUUGCGCUCCGGGGACAGGCAUCUGGAAGCGCAGCCGGAGCGAGACUCCCGGCAUCGCAACGUGGACCAGGCGGCGCGGGGGCGGGCAACGCGACAGGGCGAUGACACAGGACCGCCGCCGCCUCGCCCACGCCGCUGCAGACGCGGAGGAGAGGCCCAGACUCGAAAUGUGGAGAACCCUCCCACAGUGAGUCGCCCACGAUAUGCAUCUUUGGUGAAGAGUGCCUUAAGCGCCGCACGGUGCUCACCGCGGAAUGAAGGAUCAGUGCCAUAUCUCUUAAGUGAAGUGUCUUCGUGUGGUCCAGAUAGAGGAUUUAUUACUGGAAAAGGGAAGAUAGCAUGCUUCUGAAGUCUACGCAAAUGGUCACUUGUAUAUGCAUCUGUGUAUUGGCCGCAAUGACGUCAUCUGCUGGUGCCUCAAACAAUACGUCUCCGCCCCCACCCUUCCGCCACUGCCUCCCGGCAAAGGGAAAAUUCUUCAAUGGCGCAGACGACGCCGACAAUCCGUGCGGGAUCGACGUUGUAGCCCAGAACAAGCCGCCACGCCUCUUAGCGACCCUGCCGACUCUGGACGGCGUCCUUCACUUCACCGCGUGGUUCGCGGCGGCGUCGGCUGCUCUGUUCGCAGCGACAAACGUCAGUUCGCGAGACGUUCAGCAGGCCCUCCAGCUUUUCCAUUGGAUUCUUUCCUUCGAUGGCGGAGCGCGAAGUCUUGCAAGCUAUCGCGUAGCGAGGAAGAUUGAGUGCGGUUGGCGAUCUUCCCAUUAUCGUAAUGGUACUUCAAGUCAAAAGGAGGUUGCUGCUCCGUGAGAUUUCGUUUUCCAGUAAGGACUGAUUAUUGUCAAGGGAGAAUAUUCACUGUUCCUAGAACUUUUUACUUACCCCACGUGCUUAAGCGGUUUUUUCAGCAAAUUAUAAUGAACAUUUUUAUUUUCAAUGUCGACAGAUUUU
Gryllus bimaculatus (two-spotted cricket) is the source of this 962-nucleotide messenger RNA. NCBI's taxonomy places the organism in Eukaryota, Metazoa, Arthropoda, Insecta, Orthoptera, Gryllidae. The record is from the annotation of a GenBank genome assembly.